Messenger RNA from Dunckerocampus dactyliophorus (ringed pipefish), 4913 nucleotides. Its product is annotated as zinc finger FYVE domain-containing protein 1-like. The record is from RefSeq and is a predicted model, not a curated record. The transcript is spliced from 11 exons. Gene Ontology annotation, molecular function: zinc ion binding. Lineage: Eukaryota; Metazoa; Chordata; Actinopteri; Syngnathiformes; Syngnathidae. The coding region runs from base 840 to 3203 and encodes 787 amino acids.
ACCUGGCAACAAAACGUAGCUAGCGAUAUCUGCUAGGGAGGGGACUCAAGAACGAAAACAAUGACACUGCUCGAACGGAUUUAAACAAACAAGGUACGCUUUUAAAGACUUUUAAAACGGCGUCGCAAGGAUUCCCCUCCCGGUUGUAAGUGUCCGCGACUAUCCAAGCUUAUUUUCUGACAUUCGCGGACUGCAGCUUUGUUGAUGUUUUUGACUGUAUGUUGCUACCUGCUCAUUUGGGUGCCUGGGAGGUGUUUUUUCAGUAAUUAUUAUUUAGGAAAAGCUCAACGCGUUUGAGGAGAACCGCCAGCUUGAAACUAAGCAUUCUUUGUUUGAAUGCCAAACAUUAUCUGUCGUGUUAGCUGGCGAGCUUUCAUUAUUAAGGGCCAGUUUUCUAGCUAGCUUGUUGUUAGCAUUAUUUGCACAUUCAUCAUUCAGAAAAGACUUCGUCGUGUCGGUUGCUUGUGGCCACAUACACAUAUUUGUAUAUUUAUAAUUCAAUUUUUUUUAGCGUAAUGUCGUUUUUUAAUUGCUAAUUUUUCGGUACGAACAAGCUAAUAGUUGGGCACAUAGGUGUAUUCUUUGGUGUCACACUGACAGCAAAUCGUUACACUUGCUGAAUGUUAAUAUACAAUUCGUUUUAUAUGCUUGAAAUGCACGCCGACUAAAGUCAUUUGUUUCUUGUUUACACAUAAACCAGCAACCCUGUCACAAUGCAGCUAAUUUAAGUUGUAAAGCCAUUUAGUCAGUAUUAUCACAGGUUUGGCAUUGGAAGCUUAGUUGGAAAUCGCUGGUGCUACAGUCAAAGCAUUUCCAAUAAGCUCUUAUUGACAGAAACGAUGAGUGGGCAUGGCUCAUCUUCAGAAAAGGGAGUCAACACAAGUCUGACAUGUCAAGAGAGUUACGCCUGUGGUGGCUCCGAAGAAGCUGCCUUUGAAUGUGAAGAUUGUAAGACGUUGCAGUGUGUUCGCUGUGACCUCGAGCUUCACUGUCAGGAGCAACUCAAGAACCACGAGCGGCUCGAGAUAAGCCCGGGUCACGUACCUUACUGUGACAACUGCAAAGGGGGUGACAAUGACAAGCGUAACAGGUCCAUGGUACGCUGCCAGAACUGCAAAGUCAACUUGUGCCAAGAGUGUCAAAAACGCACACACAGCGGAGGAAAUAAGAAGAAACACCAGCUCACUCCGUAUCUUCUGUCAACGAAACAAGCCGAGGCCAGGUUUGUACAAGCUUCUGUUCAACCUGCCGUCCAAAAAGUUGAUGAGGCUAAGUCACGCAGGGCAAAACUGUUGGAAAGUGUGUGCAGUUUCCUCCUGGUUGACGAAAACGAGGAAAUGCAGAUAAAAGAUGAAACUGCAUUUGUGAAGAAGCUAACCUGCUUGCCCAGCCAGCUCUUGAAGGUGGUGUCCAUCUUCGGGAACACUGGGGAGGGUAAAUCUCACACCCUCAACCACACCUUCUUCAUGGGCAGGGAGGUGUUCAAGACGUCUCCCACACAAGAGUCCUGCACAGUUGGCGUGUGGGCUGCUUUCGACCCUUUCCAUAAUGUGGUGGUCAUUGAUACAGAGGGGCUGUUGGGCAACAGUUCCAAACAGGGCCAGAGGACCCGUCUCUUGCUCAAGGUGCUCGCCAUCUCAGACCUCAUCAUCUACCGCACCCAUGCAGACCGCCUACAUGAUGACCUCUUCAAAUUUCUUGGGGACGCCUCUGAUGCCUACUUGAAGCAUUUCACCAAGGAACUGAAGGCCACCACGGCCCGCUGUGGUCUGGAUGUUCCUCUCUCGACUUUGGGCCCUGCUGUGGUCAUCUUCCAUGAAACUGUCCACACUAAGCUGCUUGGUACAGAUAAGUCGCAUGAAUCAGUAGACAGGCUGCUGUUGGAGCGUUUCAAAAAGGUUUCCCGGUUCCCAGAGGCCUUCAGUUCUGUACAGUACUGGGGCACACAGACUCUAACCCCGCCCACUGACUUCUGCGGCCUGCAGAAUAAACUGGAACAGCUCCUGGACAACAACGCCACGCGUUCUCCACGCACCCCUGUGGUUAUCUUCAAAGCCCUGCUGGCAUUAAGUGAGCGCUUUAGUGGGGAAAUUGGAGACGAGCUGGUAGCUCACAGUUGCUUCUUUCCCGAUGAGUACUUCACUUGCUCUGGCUUGUGCCUCAGUUGUGGAUCUGGUUGCAAGAACAGUAUGAAUCACCUCGGAGAAGGAGUCUGCCAUGAGGCAAAGCAUCGUUGUCGCUAUUCGGCUCAGUAUGAUAAUCGCAUUUACACCUGCAAGGCUUGUUAUGAAGGUGGAAAGGAAGUGAUUGUCAUCCCAAAGACCUCAGCCUCUUCUGACUCUCCUUGGAUGGGCCUUGCCAAAUACGCCUGGUCUGGGUAUGUUAUCGAAUGCCCCAACUGUGGAGUGAUCUAUCGGAGCCGUCAGUAUUGGUAUGGGAACCAGGACCCAGUGGAUACAGUAGUCCGAACCGAGAUCCAGCAUGUUUGGCCAGGGUCUGAGGGCUUUUUAAAGGACAAUAGCAAUGCAGCACAGCGUCUUCUGGAUGGCGUCAACUUGGUGGCCCAGUCUGUGUCAGAGCUCAGUGUCAAGCCUGCCAAGGCCGUCACCUCCUGGCUGACAGAUCAGAUCGCGCCAGCCUACUGGAAGCCCAACUCUCUUAUCUUGAUGUGCCAUAAGUGUCAAGCGGUCUUCCUGGAGAACGAUACCAAGCAUCACUGCCGUGCCUGUGGGGAGGGCUUCUGUGAUGGCUGCUCUUCUAAAGCUGCCCCUGUCCCCGAACGAGGCUGGGGUCUCGCCCCUGUCAGAGUGUGCGAUGUGUGCUUUGAGCAGAGAGCCUCACACGCAGAGCGUGAGGAGGAGGAGGAGGAGGAGGAGGAGGAGGAGGAGGGUGGAACUCUUGCCAGAAAGGUCGGAGAAGCGGUGACCAACACCAUAGGGGUUGUAGUGACCGCUAUUGACAUCCCACUGGGCCUGGUGAAAGACGCCGCCCGUCCUGCCUACUGGGUGCCCGACCAGGACAUUCUCUCUUGCCACAACUGCCGGCGUGAAUUCACUGCCAAGCUGUCCAAGCACCACUGCCGCGCCUGUGGCCAAGGAGUGUGCGACGAUUGCUCCCCGGAGCGUCGACCGGUGCCAUCCCGCGGCUGGGACCACCCCGUGCGCGUGUGCACCACCUGUAACCAAAAAGCAGGAGAACUUUAACAGAGACGACCUUCCUUCCUCAGAAUACUCAAGACAGAACCGCUAGCUCUCUGUCGUACCUCUCAACGGUUCUGUCUGGUAUCUGUGGAGAGGAAGUUGUUAGCUAUACUGUACAUACAUAGAGGACACUUAGCAAAUUUGGAAAUUGAGAGUUCCCGUGGCCUUUGUAGAACAGCCAGAAUCUGUGAGUUACUUGACUGAGAGUGUAAUCUGCAUUUCCACUCUUUAUUAUUCAACCUGAAAAUCUUGUUCACACAAAUCCUUAAUUGUAUGUUAAAUAAGGCUGAUGAGCUAUUUUUCUACUAUGAGAAAAUAUUUAAAAAAGCGUAUCAUUUAAAGAAUACUAGCUAGUGAAGAGCGUUAUUAGAUUUCCGCCAUUCUUAUAUUGUUUCUCUAAUGUAUAUGUAACGGCCAGGAGAUGUUUAAUUAAGCGCAGGUUACAUUGCAUGCUGUGCUGCAACAUUUGAGUUUUUGCACUAAGCCUUUUUCAGCUGUUAUAGGCUGUUGCUUAACAUGGCCUAAAACCAGAUGUCCAUAUUUAUCAGCAGCAUAAGGUUUUGGAUUAUCUGGGGUGCCAAAUCAUUCAGGUCACUGUGUCUGUGCUGGUAUGAUAUUUAUAUUUUACCAUGUCAUUGUGGUUGUAUGACGAUUUAGAACUGUUUGGAAAUUGUAUAUAUGUUUGACAAUUGAUGAUGAGAGAAAAAAGCACUCUGGUAUGUAUGACAGUGUGAAUGAUCAUUUUGGCCUUUUGUUUUGUUUAGUGAUUGUUCACUGAAUGACUUUACCAUCUCUUUUGCCAGGCAGGGUACAUGUUUUAUUUGUGUUAUGCUGUUUUUCUUAUUGUUUAUGACUGAAUUUUGUCUGUAAUCCAGUCUUAUGUAUUCAAUUCACUGGCCCCGACAAAGUCUCACACAGUCAUAAUGUUGCUUUUGUUUCUUCUUGUGUUUGUUUUGACAUUAUUUACUGUAAACCAUUUCAAUACUAUGUAGUGACUUUCGUUUGAGCCAUAUUAAGUGACUGAGUGAAGUCAUGCCCCUGUUUCAAAUGUAUGUCAUACCCAAUUAGCUUUAACAGAAAGGCUUUUAGGGAAAAAACAUCUGUCAAGCCUACAUUUUAUGAUGCAAAGAUGUUUUAUUCGAUUUAGUUGUGUGGUUUGGGAAGACUUAAUGUUUGUAUGUGUGUGUUUUACUCUCAAAAUAGAUUUGUCAAAAUGUUGCAUCACAUACACACACACACACACACACAUCUGAUACAUUGUUACACAUGGCUGAAUAGGAAAUGUCACGUUCAUGGCGUCCAUUCCCAUUAAACAAGGUGUGCAAUCUGUUGCUUCACGUAUAUUCUGUGGUGUUUUAUACACCAAUCUGCUACGUAUAUGUCCUGAUUUUGCACAUCUCUACACCACAUGUUUUUGAAAGUACAUUGAAACUUUGUGUGGACACAAAUGUUUGCCAGUGAUUUCAAAAAUGACAAUAUCUGGCAAAACUUAAGUGGGAAUCAGUCGCCUUUGUGUUUCUGAUGUGUGCUUUUGGGCGUUGUGUUUCAAGCCACUAAAUGCAGUCUUAUGUGGGGGAAAAGAAAGUGUUUAUGCCUUUCAGCCUACUUACCCUUUUCUCCCUUCCGAUAAAGUGAGGAAAAUAAUUUCCUUAGAGCUUAUUGAUGAUGACAAUAAAUAAUUAAUUAUUAUUUGGCUAAAUAAUUAAACAGCUU